This is a messenger RNA of Vitis riparia (riverbank grape), 2026 nucleotides long. RefSeq lists its product as uncharacterized. NCBI's taxonomy places the organism in Eukaryota, Viridiplantae, Streptophyta, Magnoliopsida, Vitales, Vitaceae. The transcript has 13 exons. The coding region runs from base 157 to 1845 and encodes 562 amino acids. The record is from RefSeq and is a predicted model, not a curated record.
AGGUUUCUGUGAGAGCGGUCCUUUGCCUUCACGCCUCUCCUCAAAGCAGCAGUCUUCUCGAAACGAAGUCGUUUGACAACAGAGUCGCCUGCUCCAACUCCAGCCAGUACUCCUGCGGAGACUAUUACCAAAUCACUGUGCCCAAAGGCCUAGGCAAUGGCAGAACAACAACCAUCAAGGUUACAGAUAUACUCUACAUCUAGUACUGGAGUUUCCCCUUUCUGGAGAGAGAAGUAUGAAAGGGAGGCUAAGAAGUAUUGGGAUGUCUUCUACAAGCGACAUCAAGACAGAUUUUUUAAGGACCGACACUACUUGGACAAGGAGUGGGGCCACUAUUUCUCUGGAGCAGGAAGAAAAGUGAUUCUGGAGGUUGGCUGUGGAGCUGGAAAUACCAUCUUUCCUUUAGUUGCUACCUAUCCAGAUAUUUUUGUUCAUGCUUGUGAUUUCUCACCACGUGCCGUUGACUUGGUUAAGACACAUAAAGACUUCACAGAGAAUCGGGUUAGUGCAUUUGUUUGUGAUCUGACAGUUGAUGACCUAAGCGAGCAUAUUUCGCCUUCUUCAGUCGACAUUAUAACCAUGAUAUUUGUGUUAUCUGCAGUGUCCCCCGAGAAGAUGCCUCUAGUGUUGCAGAAUAUCAGAAAAGUUAUCAAGCCAAAUGGUUAUGUGUUGUUCCGAGAUUAUGCCACUGGUGACCUUGCUCAGGAACGGUUUAGUUGCAAGGACCAAAAAAUCAGCGAAAAUUUUUAUGUCAGGGGUGAUGGCACUCGUGCCUUCUAUUUUUCUGAUGAGUUCUUGACGAGUUUGUUCAAAGAAAAUGGAUUUGAUGUUGAAGAACUUGGUUUCUGCUGCAAGCAAGUAGAGAAUCGGUCACGGGAGAUAGUGAUGAAUAGGCGUUGGCUUCAAGCUGUAUUCCACUCUUCCGAUGGUCUAAAGUCUUCCUAUACAGAAUCUGCCAUCGAGUUUGACCUUUGUCAAGGAAAUGUUGAGCCUAUCUCCUCAUCAAGAAAUUCAGACCAACUUUGCCGAAGUGAGGAGAACAGUGCAAAGGAGCUUGCAAAUGAUUUUGAGGUUGACAUGUCUGAGGGUAUGGCUUUUGAAAUGUUUGGUAUUUCACACUCCAGUGAUGAGAUCAUUGAGGUAGAUGCAGGGAAUUGGAAUUUCAAGAUAAAAGUCCUUUCAAAAGAAUACCAACACACAUGCAAAUCAACUGGAUUGAUGCUAUGGGAAUCGGCUCGUCUUAUGGCAUCAGUCCUAGCCCAAAAUCCAACUGUUGUUGCUGGGAAAAGGGUGUUGGAGUUGGGGUGUGGCUGUGGGGGCAUUUGCUCAAUGGUUUCUGCUAGAUCUGCUGACUUUGUGGUUGCCACUGAUGGAGAUGCAAAAGCGCUCGACAUGCUGGCUGAAAAUGUUGCUUCAAAUCUCCAAAAACCAUUCCUGGACAAGCUAAUAACAAAGAGGCUAGAAUGGGGAAAUAGAGACCAUAUAGAAGCCAUCAAGGAACUGAAUGAUGAAGGCUUCGAAGUCAUUAUAGGCACAGAUGUAACUUACAUUCCUGAAGCUAUCUUGCCACUGUUUGCUACUGCAAAAGAGUUGAUUUCAUCCAACAGGGAUGCUCGAGAGAUCUGGAAACCGGCUUUAAUUCUUUGCCAUGUCCUGCGUAGAGUUGAUGAGCCAUCUAUACUUUCAGCUGCAUCAAAAUUUGGUUUUAGGCUAGUCGAUAAGUGGCCCACCAGCAUUCCAACAAGUUCAUCUCAAAGCAUCAUCAGCUCCUGGUUCUUGGAGAAAAGCUCUGAGGAAUGCAUCCCAACCACAGCAUUGAACAUCAUGUACUUCCACAGUGAGUAAAGUCGUUUCUUUUGGGCUUUCUAGAACUCUCAUGGUUUCUUUUCCUUCUUUCAAUUGAAAUUCAUCUGUAGGAAACAUGGCGAAAACUUGUUAUAGCUUAAACUUCUAUUUCUAAAUGAUAAGCUUGAAUAAAAGGGUAGUUUCUAUGGAAAAAUUCUUUGAAAUUAUACAUCCCUGAAUG